This is a messenger RNA of Aspergillus homomorphus CBS 101889, 1936 nucleotides long. It is a transcript of the gene bgt2, whose product is annotated as GPI-anchored beta-1,3-endoglucanase EglC. The transcript is spliced from 2 exons. Bases 133 to 1560 code for a protein of 475 amino acids. Gene Ontology annotation, biological process: cell wall organization; carbohydrate metabolic process. Gene Ontology annotation, cellular component: fungal-type cell wall; cell surface; extracellular region. The record is from RefSeq and is a predicted model, not a curated record. Gene Ontology annotation, molecular function: glucan endo-1,3-beta-D-glucosidase activity; 1,3-beta-glucanosyltransferase activity. NCBI's taxonomy places the organism in Eukaryota, Fungi, Ascomycota, Eurotiomycetes, Eurotiales, Aspergillaceae.
CUCCUCUCUCUCUCUCUCCCUCUCGUGUGAACGCGGACUUGUCAUUCUUUUCCAACUCCCGUUCCUUGCAUUCACUCAAUCUUCUACGACACUCACUUUCACUCUCACCAGCGUCAAUCUCUAUUAUCCACCAUGCACUACACUUCCACCUUGGCCGCCCUGGCCCUCGCGGCUGCCACUGCCCAGGCUGCCCACCAGGGUUUCAACUACGGCAACAAGAAGCCCGAUGAGAGCUCCAAGUUCCAGGCCGACUUCGAGGCCGAGUUCAAGACCGCUAAGAACCUGGUUGGCACUUCGGGCUUCACCAGUGCUCGUCUCUACACCAUGAUCCAAGCCUACAGCACCAACGAUGUCAUCUCCGCCAUCCCCGCCGCCAUCGCGCAAGAUACUUCCCUCCUGCUCGGUUUGUGGGCCUCUGGAGGUGGCAUGGCCAACGAGAUCGCCGCCCUCAAGUCCGCCAUCUCCCAGUACGGCGACGACUUCGCCAAGCUCGUGGUCGGUAUCUCCGUCGGCAGUGAGGAUCUGUACCGCAACUCUGUCGAGGGUGUCCAGGCCUCGGCCGGUGUCGGUGUCAACCCCGAUGAGCUCGUCGAGUACAUCAAGCAGGUGCGCGAGGUCAUCGCCGGCACUAGCUUGGCCAAGGCUCCCAUCGGCCACGUCGACACCUGGGAUUCGUGGACCAACAGCUCCAACUCCGCCGUGAUCGAUGCUGUCGACUGGCUCGGUUUCGACGGCUACCCCUUCUGGCAGAAGACCUUCAAGAACGACAUCAGCAACGCCAAGGAGCUCUUCCUGGACUCUGUCGACAAGACCAAGGCCGUGGCUGGCGGCAAGGAGGUCUGGAUCACCGAGACUGGAUGGCCCGUCAGCGGUGACUCGCAGGGUGAUGCUGUCGCCAACACGGCCAACGCCAAGAUCUUCUGGGAUGAGGUUGGCUGCCCUCUGUUUGGCAACACCAACACCUGGUGGUACAUUCUCCAGGACACCAGCGCCACCAGCACCCCCAACCCUAGCUUCGGUAUCGUUGGCAGCACCCUGAGCACCACCCCUCUGUUCGACCUGUCUUGCAAGAACACCACCUCUUCUUCGUCUUCCUCCUCUUCCACCUCUGGUGCUGGCAAGUCUGGCUCUGGCUCUUCUUCUGGCUCUAAGUCCGGCUCCGGCUCUGGCUCUGGCUCCUCUGGCUCUGGCUCCGGUUCCUCCGGCUCUGGUUCCGGCUCCGGUUCCGGCUCCGGCUCUGGCUCCUCCGGCUCUGGCUCUGGCUCCUCCGGCUCUGGCUCCGCCUCCGGCAGCUGGGGUGGCCGCAACAGCACCUGGGCCGGCCACGGCAACGGCACCUACCCCGGCUUCAAGCCCUCCGCCAGCUUGGGUCUGAUCCCCUCCGCCAGUGCUGGUGCCGGUAGCUCCGGUUCUUCCAGCUCCGGCUCUUCUUCCUCCGGCACCGGCACCUCCGCUGCCGCCGCCUCUUCCUCCGGCCUCUUCACCGGUGGUUCCGGCCGUGUCCUCCCUGGCUCCCUGCUCGGUGCCGUCGUCGGUAUCAUCGCCCUGGCCGUCUUGUAAAUGAGAGGCUACGAGUGAGAUGAGGCGGUAGCAUUAGACAUAUUUUUCUCUUCGUGUACACUUUUAGGACGAUCGUUUAAUUCAAUGAUGCCGGGUUGUCUUCCGACUGUCUGUAAAGUACAGCACUAGAAUACACGAAUUGAUGUUAUCACACAUGUUGACUGAUGUUGUAAGCACGUAGGAGUAGGGUUGUGAAUUCUAACAUAUCUAGAUUGAGUGACUUGGACCCGUCAUAUCUUUCUAAUCUAAGAAAUCCCUGGCUACAACUUAUAUACGAACCUGAACACUCCGACCAAGCCACGAUGGAGGUGUCGUCCAAUCACUCAGUCUUGACCUUCAAACUCUGCUGCAAACACUCCACGACAUCCUCGACCGU